AUGGCUAGUAGCAAUGAAACCAUGACAAAUAAAAAUUCAACAUCUGAUAUUAAAUGCAUAAUUCUUCAACAAACAUUAACUGGAAAAAGAGAACCUAAAGUAACAACAAUACCAAAACCACCAGCACCGACUGAUGAUGAAGUAUUAAUAGCUGUCAAAGCUUGUGGAAUCAGUUUUAAUGAUGUUCUUGCUCGUUAUGGUCUGUUAGAAGAUACUCCACGACCUCCAUUUGUACCCGGUUUUGAAUUUAGUGGUGAAGUACUUGAUAUUGGAACAAAUGUUACUAACGUUGAUAGAGGUGAUCGUGUUGUUGUAAUUACAUAUUUUUCAGCUUGGACUGAACAAAUUAUUGUUAAAAAAGAUUUAGUUUUUAAAAUUCCAAAAGAAAUGACAUAUCGAGAAGCAGCCGUACUUCCUGUUGCAUAUCUUACUGCAUAUAUACUUCUAUUUGAAAUUGGUAAUAUUAAACCAAAUCAAACAUUAUUAUUUCAUUCAGCUGGUGGUGGUAUUGGUGUUGCAUUAACUCAACUUUCAAAACUUGUGCCUAAUUUAACACUUAUAGCAACAGCAAGUUCACAUAAAUUUGAAGUAUUGCGUGCUCAUAUUCAUUAUUUAUUUGAACAUGAUAUUGACUAUAUAGAAGACGUAAAAAAAAUAGCACCAGAUGGUGUUGAUUUAGUUCUUGAUUGUAUGGCAGGUGAUGAUUGUGAACGUGGUCUUGCUUUACUUAAAUUUAAUGGAAAAUAUAUUAUGUAUGGUACAUCAAGUUUACUUGGUUGGAGUGUAAAAAAUUUCUUUGGCCUUACAAAAGGAAUGUCUAAUUGGUGGCAAAAUGAUAAAAUAAGUUGUUUACGUUUAUUUCAAGAUAGCAAAUCAAUACAUGGUUUUAAUUUAAUUCAAUUACUUCUACGUGGUUCAAAUGAUACACGUCGUUAUUUAGCUGAUAUAAUGCAUAAAAUAUUUAUUCUUUAUAAAGAAGGAAAAAUAAAACCAGUUAUAGAUUCUGUAUUUACAUUUGAAGAAAUAAAUAAUGCUCUUGGAAAAUUAAUUGAACGUAAAAAUAUUGGUAAAGUAGUAAUCGAACCAUUUGUUCAAGCAAAAAUAGAAAAAGCAAAAAAAUUAAAAACUAAUACAUCACAUGGACGUUCUGAGGAUGCUCAUUCAAGUUCAACAUCAGGUCCUGAUGAUGAUGAUAAUGAUGACAAAGAUCCAGAAGAUUUUCAACAAAAAUAA
This is a messenger RNA of Rotaria sordida, 1233 nucleotides long. NCBI's taxonomy places the organism in Eukaryota, Metazoa, Rotifera, Eurotatoria, Philodinida, Philodinidae. The record is from the annotation of a GenBank genome assembly.